AUGCAGACGCGAACCGAGAGAGGAAAUGUGAGAAACCAGGGAUUCUCUGCAAAUGUCAGGAUAUUAAUAACUAUGCUUAUAACCCUCGCCCUAUUCGCUUUCACAGUGGCUCUCGCUAAUGAAGGAGAAAAUGUGGAUCCGGCAACGUUGACAGGUCAUGCUCUCGCUGAUUAUCUCAGAAAGCACCAAACAUUUUUCAAGGUGAAAGAAUCGCCAGAAGCCGACUUGCGUAUGAAGUUUGUAAUGGAUUCAAGGUUUAUGACUAUUCCCAGUGAUAAAGACCGGAAAGAAGUUGAACUGGAUGAAGAGCCACCUGAGAGAUUUGACGCAAGAGACAAAUGGCCAGAUUGCGUAUCAAUUGGCACCAUCCGGGACCAGUCAUUUUGCGGUUCCUGCUGGGCUGUUUCAGCCGCCGAAGUAAUGAGUGAUCGUCUAUGUAUACAGUCUGGUGGCAGAAUAAAGCUAGAGCUUUCCGACACAGAUAUUCUCGCGUGCUGCGGAUUCCAGUGUGGAUCUGGGUGUGAAGGAGGUUACCCUCUUCAAGCGUGGCGUUACGUUAUGGAGAAAGGAGUUUGCACUGGAGGGAGAUAUAGACAGAAGGGUGUUUGUAAGCCAUACUCUUUCCAUCCAUGUGGGUUCAAACCUGGUCAGACAUAUUACGGCGAUUGCCCAAGAAAGACCUGGGAAACACCAAAAUGUGAUAAGUUUUGUAGACGCGGAUAUGUGACGCCUUAUGAGAAGGACAAAUAUUACGCCAUCUCGGCAUAUGUGCUUCCGAACGAUGAAAAGGUUAUUCGAAGGGAAAUAAUGAAGAAUGGGCCUGUGCAAGCAGCAUAUUUCACAUACGAAGACUUCAAACUUUAUGAUGGUGGAAUUUAUGUUCAAAAAGCCGGAAAAAGAACUGGUGGACACGCAGUGAAAAUCAUUGGAUGGGGAGAGGAGAAAGGAGUAAAGUACUGGCUCAUAGCUAAUUCGUGGAACGUCCUGUGGGGAGAAGAAGGUUACUUCCGUAUGAUUCGAGGCACCAACAACUGCAGUUUGGAGGAGAUGAUCUAUGCGGGCAUGAUGAAAGUGGACUGA
This is a messenger RNA of Necator americanus (New World hookworm), 1080 nucleotides long. RefSeq lists its product as uncharacterized. The record is from RefSeq and is a predicted model, not a curated record. Gene Ontology annotation, molecular function: cysteine-type endopeptidase activity. The coding region runs from base 1 to 1080 and encodes 359 amino acids. The transcript is spliced from 12 exons. Gene Ontology annotation, cellular component: lysosome. Lineage: Eukaryota; Metazoa; Nematoda; Chromadorea; Rhabditida; Ancylostomatidae.